CAUCCGUCACAUAUUUCUGGCCGGGAAAGUGGAGCCAAAGCAUCUCUAAUUGGCGGGAAGAAACAUUUCGCGCAAAAAUGCUACUGGCGCCGCAUUGCUUUUCCUUGUAAUCGGACGGCUGACACUCAAAUGCACUAUCCUCAGCGACUUUUCGCUCUCACCAGCCGUCAGAUCGAACUUUGCUGAUAUUUUCGUCCUACCGUCGCCUUUUUCCAAGCUCUGUUAAUGAAAAGAGAGGAUCCCUAAUCCAGGGCUCAAGCUUAGUGAAGGGCUUCCGAUUGUUUCGCGGAUCAGAAAUCUUCUUGCAAGGUAAGAUCCUUGUUCUACAUUUCUUUGUUUGCUUCCUUUUAGCUUGAUUUGAGGAGAAGCCGACCGAAAUGGGCUUACGACUUCUGAAACAGCCCCUAAAACCUCCCCAUUCCUGUUCCCCUCUCUGCCCGAAACCCUCUCCGACAUCCUCCUGCUCUCCCUGUUUUGCCGAAACUUCCCACCCCUGCUCAAAGCCCUUGCUUAUGCCACUCUCCCCACUGGUUUCGCCCAAAAUCACCGCCUUCGUGAAGUAAUCUUCGCGAUACAGUCGUCAUUAGAGCUAGCUGGGAAGGAAACAACGGGAUCGAGGCUUACAGAGACCAUCGAAACUCCCUUCUUUGUCAUCCUUCCUCUCCGCUCCUACCAGAAGCCAUUGAGGGAAUUGGCUUCUUCACUGAGGCAGGCUAAGAUUUUGAAGCAGCGGGUUCCAGAGGGUGUGUCUCACUUUCUGAGAUUUUGAAGCAGCUGGUUCCAGAAGGACAACUUUUUCGACACCUAUUUGCAACGACGGAGAUAUUUUUUGCUGGGCACCGAAAAUCAACUCAGAGGCGCUUUUAUUUGGAGUUGUGGCGAGGAAUUUCGUAAGGAUCAGUCAUUGGAUACCGCUGUAUCUCUCCCAUUAAGAUGUUUCAAAUGGCAGAUCAAUCUGUGGGUAAUGAUGCAGAGGGCGGAGCGGAAAUGCCUCAACUGGGUGGUAAUAUGGAUAGUUUUCCAGCUGGAGAACCUACCACCCUCAACUUAGACGCAAAAGGCACUUUGAAUCAGAAAACUCAGAGGAAGAGGAAAAAGGCUUGCAUGGAAAGCGGCGUCAUUCACGAGAAAAAUUUGGCUUUCAUCAAAGAAUGCCAACAUGAGCUUGAUGGACUGUUUGAAUUCUACAAAGAGGUUUCUUCCUGCAAGCUUCAGCUCGAUGAAGGGCAUUUUACUUCUUUAAAUUCAGCAGUUGCCUGCAUGCUGGAGGAGAGCAGCCUUUCUUUUUCAGCAUUGGUGGAGGAAAUAUAUGGCAAAAUGAAAGCAAAAGAGGGAAACCAAGGAGCCACCUUGGCCUCAAUACGAAGUGCCGUGCUUUUUGUUGGACAGAGAGUGAUGUAUGGGGUAGUAAAUGAGGAUGUUGAUGUGCUGGAAGAUGUAUCUGAGAAGUGCCUUUGGUGCUGGGAGACCAGGGAAAUGAAGCUUUUGCCCAGAAAUCAACUUGGAUUUUUCCGUGAUCGUCGUCUUUGUCGGAAAAAGAUUCAUGAUAGGAUUUCUGCACUUUCAAUUACAAUUUCAUCUUUGUCUGUUCAUUCUGAUGAAAGCCACCUAGGUGAUUUGUCAAAGGAAGCUGCGAGGCGGCUUCGGAAAGCAAUGAAUUUGUCAAACAUAUGUUCGUUGGUUGAAAAACAGAAGCAAAAAUGUACUGCUGAGAUGGCUGAGAAAGAAGCCCAGUUGAAAGAAAAAGAACUGAUCAAGGAACUUGAGAGAAAUGAACAUGUUACUGAGAUGGAAAGGAAAAGACUUGAUCAAGACAUCCAGAAGCAGCAACAACAAGCUGAAAAAGAGUUAAGGAGGCUCCAAAACGAAGCUGCAGCAGAGGAAAAACGUCUUGAGAAAGAGAGGGAUGAACUUAAGAAACAGCUUAAAAAACAAGAAAUGCAAACAAAAAAAGACCAACAACGACAUGAGAAAGAAGCAGCUGAAUUGAAAAAAAAACUUAAAAUACAAAAGCAAGCAACAAUUAUGGAACGGUUUCUCAAGCGCACGAAGGUCAAUGAUUCGCUUGAUUUAACGUCCUCACAGGAGGUGUUAAUUUCGGAAGUGAACUGCGAAAGCGAGAGUAUGGUUAACUCAACUUCAUCGUCGAUGGAUAACAUGCUAUCAUUGCAUGAAAACCUUGCAAUGGAGGAACUACUCAGAAUGCAUAUUGUUAGAUGGCACGAAUGUUGCCGUUCAAACAGAUCCAACCGAUGGGGUGUACGGUCCAAGCCAAAGAUUAACUUGUUUCAAGACUUGAAAUUGUUAGGCCAAACUUCUGAAGCUGGAUGUGCAAAAGAGACAGUGGUAGAUAAACAGUUGGGCGAAUGUGCUGAGGCUUCCACAAAUAACCAGAAAUGCCAGAAUAUUUUAGAAAAUAGUCCUCCCAAUUGUUUAGUUAAAAAGCUUUUGCAGUUUGACAAGAGUAACAGACCAGCAUAUUAUGGUACUUGGAGUAGGAAAAGUAUUAUUGGUCCUCGAAAUCCGUUUAGGAUAGAUCCUGACUUGGAUUAUGAAGUUGAUAGCGAUGAGGAAUGGGAGGAGGAAGAACCAGGGGAAAGCCUAUCGGAUUGCGAGAAAGACAAGGAGGAUGAAGUGCUUGACGAAGAAAACAUGAAGGAGGGCAGUGAUGAUGAAAGUGAAGAUAGUUUCUUAGUGCCUGAUGGAUAUCUUUCAGAAAAUGAGGGGGUUCAAGACAAACAAUCAGAUUCCAUGGAUGAAGAAUCCAGAAGCUUAACAUGCUCUCAGAUGGAAACUGAAAAUGAGAAAUUCAGUGCAUUUUUUCAACAACAAAAGUAUCUUAACAACUUGACUGAACAGGCUCUUCGGAAGGGUCAUCCACUAAUUAUUACAAAUCUAAGGCAUGAAAAAACAAAAUCACUAAAUGCUGAUUCUUUAGAUGGAACUGCUAGGUUGGAACAAAUCUGCUUGCAGGUUUUGUGUAUUAGGGUUUGCCCUGGAGCUUCAGCUAUUGAGAUACCAAGUAAUAAUCUUGCAAGUAAAGAUGAAGAACAAUUUUCACUAGCUAAUAAUAUAAGCACUCCUCCAGCCACGACGGCUGUUUUUAUACCAGAUUCAGAAUUGCCUGAAUUUGUUAAAGCAAUUCAAUUAUCUCCACAGAGUAUCAAAAAGGUUGUAGAAUCAUUGCAAAUUAAGUUCUCAAGCAUUUCUAAAUCUCAAAUAAAGAAUAAAGUGAAAGAAAUUUCAGAUUAUUCUGACCAUCGCUGGCAGGUUAAGAAAGAGGUCUUGGAUCGGCUUGGCUUACCCAUCACCACUAACAAAAGCAGCAAGGAGAAAGGCAUUGCAAAGUUCUUCACCAAACGCUGCUUGCCUCCAAGGGAAGUGCCCUUUAAGUUUCCUGAUCUCUCCCCUGAGCAGAAGAGCAGUAAGGAACUUAUCAACGUUGACAAAGAUCAGAGUACCACCGCAUAAUCAAUUGCCAAGAAGCUCAUUCUGUUCGAAAUUGGUUCUUUUUAUGAUGGGAUGGGUUUUUAUAGGGUGCUAAAUGUGAAUAAUAUGCAACUUAGUAAUAUGGAUGUGUGUAGCAUAUACUAAGUGUUUUGUAUUGAUAUGUAAUUUUUAGCAGAGUUGUUUCAAUCUUUUCUUUACAAUUUGCCGAACUGUUAUUUGUUCAUCGUUCUGCUCUACCAAGUAAUCAUAGUUUUUUUGUGGAUCGCA
Phalaenopsis equestris is the source of this 3717-nucleotide messenger RNA. Its product is annotated as chromatin assembly factor 1 subunit FAS1. Gene Ontology annotation, biological process: nucleosome assembly. Gene Ontology annotation, cellular component: nucleus; CAF-1 complex. The coding region runs from base 934 to 3471 and encodes 845 amino acids. The transcript has 13 exons. The record is from RefSeq and is a predicted model, not a curated record. Lineage: Eukaryota; Viridiplantae; Streptophyta; Magnoliopsida; Asparagales; Orchidaceae.